Messenger RNA from Chrysemys picta bellii (western painted turtle), 5290 nucleotides. RefSeq names its product ankyrin repeat domain 55 (gene ANKRD55). The record is from RefSeq and is a predicted model, not a curated record. NCBI's taxonomy places the organism in Eukaryota, Metazoa, Chordata, Testudines, Emydidae. Gene Ontology annotation, molecular function: protein binding.
UUUCUGUUUGUUUAAAGCCAGCAUUCUUGUUGCUGAUGCUGGGUGAUCUGCAGUGUCUUUCUCAGGCCUGAUCAUAGACAGCUUGCCCUCUUAAGCUAGUGUUUUUUCAAGACCUAAAAGCUCAAUUAGAUAAUUUCUGGAGACGUCUUUUUAACAGGGUCCUUAACUAACAGAAUAUACCAUUCUCAUUAUGUGAGUGACAAUGUCUUUGCCUUGACAACAAUCUGCAGCCGUAAAGCAAAUUUAAUUAUCAAACAAGAAGAUUGGUGACAGCUAUCAUUGCAUAUAUUGUUUACUAUAAUAUAUGGGAUUCUUCCCUGGAAACCACAGAGAUGGUAUUUGCCUGGUCUAACAGUAAAUAAUGAGAUAGACUACAAUGGAUUUUAGUACCUCAUCGGUGUUUGAUCAGCACAAAGGUGAUUCGGCAGAAGAAAUUGACCUGACUGUGGUUUACCAAGCAGCUGCUAAUGGCGACGUCAACACACUAACUGCAGUGAUUCGUGAAGAUCCUUCAAUAUUAGAAUGCUGCGACAGCGAGGGUUGUACCCCCUUGAUGCAUGCUGUUUCGGGACGCCAAGUCGAUACAGUGAAAUUGCUGUUGAAGAUGGGAGCAAAUAUUAAUACUCAAGAUGCCUGUGGACGCACCAGUUUAUCUCUUGCAACAUAUAUGGGGUGGCUUGAAGGCUGUGUCAGUCUGCUCCGAAAUGGUGCCAAGCAGAACAUACCUGAUAAAAAUGGGAGACUGCCACUGCAUGCUGCUACCGCAGAGCCUAAUGUGAGGCUUCUAACAGUGCUGCUGCAGCAAUCGCAUCUAAGUGACAUUAAUCAUCGGGACAAUGAGGGAAUGACUGCACUUCACUGGGCUGCUUUCCACAAUCGGCCCCAGCAUGUGCAAACCCUACUGCAGAAAGGAGCAGAUCCAACUCUGGUGGACAAAGACUUUAAAACAGCUCUUCACUGGGCAGUACAGAGUGGAAACAGGAUUCUGUGUUCCAUCAUUCUGAACCAUCACCAGGGUUCAUCGAUAAUAAACUAUGACGAUGAGAACGGGAAGACGUGUAUGCACAUUGCUGCUGCUGCAGGUUACAGUGACAUUAUCAGCGAGCUGGCUAGAGUCCCGGAGUGCAAUCUGCAGGCCCUUGAUGUGGAUGACAGGACGCCUCUACACUGGGCUGCAGCAGCAGGGAAAGCUGACUGUGUACAGACGCUGCUGCAGCUGGGGAUAGAUAGCAGCUCUCGGGACAUCAAUGAAAACACUCCUCUGACAUAUGCAAUGUACUGUGGGCACACAGCGUGCAUCAAGCUGCUCUCUCAGGAGAACAGUAGAUCGGAGCCAGUCCAUCACCCUCCUUCACAGAACAAUAAAAUCCUAAAGAAGGAAGCAAGAUUCAGUAUGCUUAACCAAAUCUUCUCCUGCAAAAAGAAGAAAGAUGAUCAGAAAACAAACCAGAAAGACAGAGGCAGAGACAGAUAUCAAAGGGAAGAGACCUCGGAAGUUGAUGACAUUAUCACUACGUUUGAUUGCAUUAUGGACACAAACUGUAAAGACAACUCCGAGGAAUGUAUGUCCACUGUUGACUUUAAAAGAAGGAGCACAGACACCCAGAAGUACCUCAUAUCAGAAAAGAAGCAGCCAGAGUGUAAUGGACUUCCUCCAAUAAGAACACAAAGUCUCCCCCCCAUUACUAUAGGCAAUUCUUUUCUAACAACUUCCCAGAGUGCAACUUCAAGUGUCUCCUUGGGUGCUAAUGCCUACCAUUUUGCACACAGAUCUCAGAAAAGUAGAAGUGAACAUGACUUGUUAGAUCACAGAAGUAGCUGCCAGACUUUAUCAGACAAUCCUUGGAACACAGAUGCUAACCAAAUACUCUCGUAUAAAGUCUGUACUGCAACUUCUUCAGAUAAACUGAUAGAUGGUUUGCUCUCUGAAAGAUCCAGCCAUGUGCUUUUGUGCCCUCCCCACCUUCCCUAUCUGCCUAGUUCUCCAUCAGGGAAAAGUUUUCAACAGAUGUCCCUAGACCGACCCAAAGUAAAAGACCUUACUCCUGUACGGAACAAUCUAGCUCCCAUACCAGACCACUGUGUUCAGAAAAUCCAGCUACCACCUACUGAAGUUUCUCAGGGUGUCAAGAAGUCAAAGUCUCUGUCUUUAAACUCCUUAAGGACUGGCACAUCUAUACUCCCACCAGCACUUACCUCCAAAUCCCAGAGAGGAGGACUUUCUCAAAGUCAUUCACUGCAUUCCUUCUUACCAGUUCUAUCGGGGGACUCUCUCAGAACAAGCCGUGUCCUGCCUGCUAUCCCGAGCCAGAAGGGGUCCACUCUCACAGUGGAAUACUUUAAGAAAUCUUCCAGCAAAUCAGACAGUGAAAAUUAGCUCAUCUUGCUGGCCUCAAACACAUAGAUGGAAAUAUUUCUAAGCUUUUUAUUACAAGAUUAUUUAUUAUACAGUAGAACCUCGCUAAUUCACACUAAUGAAAGCUGAUGUGAACUAGACUGUUAAUGAUUAAACAAUUUAAAAAGCAAGGAUACUGCAUCACACACAGUAUUUUGUACAUUGCGUUGACAUUUUUAGUGUCAUUUUAAUUUAUUAUUAAUUUGAUAGUAAGUAGUGAAUAUACUGUAGUAUAUUUUGUGAAAGGAGACCCUAAUAACACACAACCCCACUACAGCACUGUGCUAUUAAAUCUUUGCUGAGAAGUAGGGCUAGAAUGCCAGGAUUUGUGUGAGAGUCAUAAGAUGUUUGGAUCAGUGAAACGUAAGUUUGUGAGGUUUUACUGUAGUUCACAAAGCAAAGGCUCUGAUGCUGAAAACCAAUUUUUUUUAAAACUAAAAUUCUGAACUCUAAAGAAACAUCAGUUUUGGUAAAUCAGCUGUUAUUUUCCAAUUUAUUUCUAACACAUUUUCUACACUGUGAAUUUGUGAUUUUUGUGAUCUCCACAUGCCAAAAAAAAAUGUAAUACAAAAAAAAAAUCUUUGCAGGACAGACAGGGACAUACCACAGGCCUUUCAAAAUGUUUGCUGAUUGCACAGAUUGAUUUAUGUAUCUGAUUUACUUAAUACUUUAUAUUCUUCAAUAACAAGACACUAUUAUUUUCAUAUAACAAGGAUAAUUCAAUCAGAUCGGUGUUAUUAGCUGUUAUUUCAUCAAUUUAAUCCUUCUGAUCUACAAAUUAAAAAAAAUCAAAACUGAAAGCCUUUUAAUCAACAGUAAUUUGAGUUGCAUUAUAUGGGGGUAUGCUCUAUGGUCUUCUGCAAAACAUUUUCUAACACUGUACUUCAUUGGAGGCUGUCAGAGUUAGUCAGGAUAUGAUUGCUUCAGGGUGCUCUUGUCAUUACUUUCCCAUAUUACAGUCUUCAGCUAACAAUCUACUUCUCCAUUUCCAGUAAAAUACGUGGGUUGAUUAGCUCCAAAUCCCACCCUGCCAAUGAGAAUGGAAUAAGCACUCCCAAGUAGUUCUAGAUACAUGUUUUAUUAGCUACAUGAUUCUUUCUUAAUUACCUCACAGUAGAGGCCAAAUCCAGCACAGCAGUUUUUUGUCUCAGGACACUUAACAGUCAAGAACUGUUCUUGGAAAGUAGAGGGGAAAGAACUCACAUAAAUGGGUUCCUGAUUCCUGUGCUUGCACCUAAGCACCUGAUCCAAAUAUCAGGCCCUAAAUGCAUGGGCCUGAAAGCAUCCAAAUCCUCUGUAGCUAGGUGGAUAAAAAGCUGUAUCACCGAAGCACACUCAGUCAAUGAUAAACCAAUUCCACAAGGAUGCAGAGCCCACUCAAUGCAUUGCACAACAGCCUCCUAGGCAAAAAGGGUGGCAGCCACUACAGAGGAAAUCUGCAAACCUACCACUUGGCCAUCUAUGAACGUGUAUAAAGCUCUACAGAUGUGAACAUGACAGUGUCAAGACCCACUCUCCUGGAGCGAUGUUAUUACAUCAGAACCGAAGCUUUCAUGAAAAAAGUAAGUUUCUAGCCCUCGUAGUUGCACAGAAAGUUUGAGAAGGUGAUCCAGGUGUUACCAGAGUGAUGUCUGCCUCUGUAUGCACGCUGCCUGAAACAAUAGCUCUGAGACAUAUGAACUGCCCCUGCCUCUCAAUGGGGUGUGAACUCUAAGGCCAGCCUGAAAGGGGCACUGUGUGUGGCCUGGCUCACCAAACAUUCACUGAAGCAGAUACACCCCGGCUCUUCGGGUAAGUAUGUAAUGACCCCCUGUUGCCACUCUUGUCCUUUGCAGGAUGAAAGAAGUAGAUGCCUAUUGGCUUGCAGGGAGAGGGACUCUGCUCCUUCUCCCAGAGAGAAGGAGCCCCAUGCAAGGCCUUUGCCUCUCUGGAAAGCAAGGGGAAUCCUUCUGCCACUGCCCCUGCUGCUCUUGAGAGGAAUGGGGACUCAGCUCCUACUCCAGGGGGAAGUGUCUCCUCCCAGCUGUUGCCACUGCCUGUCCUGGGAGGACGAGAACCCUAGGCUGCCCAUAGAGAAGUGGUGUCUGGCCACCUACCAGUCCAGCAGGUACCUGUUAUGUAGUUUUUCUCUACAAUUCCACGUGGGGGCAAGGUCACAGCAGCCCCAUAUAAUGGUGUCUCUAGGGCCCUGGAUUGCCUUCAUCUAGAGACUGGGAGAGAGGUCAGGAUCCAGAAUGGAAAAUGUAUUACCUGUAAAUGUGAAUAAAGUAGUAUUGUUUCUUUUCUGGACUAACCACUUGCUUAGCCUUCCCCACCUAAGACAAGUUCUUCAGGUAUCUGUGAAGUGAUCUCUUCAGAUUAAAAAGCAUUACUACCUAAAACAUUAUAUAUAAUCUACUAAUAAGAAUGGAAUGUUUCCUUACAGCUUUGGGAGUACUCAUGUGGAUAUGGGGCACAGCCAAUAGACCCCUGGACAAGUCUGAACUGCCUCCAAUAUUCUAAGAAGCGUGAGACAGCACGACCAAGCUUGGGUUAGGGGUCGGGUCAUUCCCAGAAAAUAAAGUAUCAGGUAACAAAUGUACCUCUCCAUAAAGGUUUUAUCAGUCUUGCACAGACAAAGCUGAGUAAUGAACUAAUGUUGCCAGCCAUUUUCUGCUGAAAAGAGGUCUAGAUCAAAGAAAAUACUUUCUUCCAAAGACCACAUAAAAUCCAAAAUAUGUAGAAUUCAAGUAGGAGUGAUUUGAAGCUGGAAGCACCAUUGCUCACUAUAAUAACAAUCAGGUUUCAGAAUGGGAGUCAUGUUAGUCUGUAUCAGCAAAAAGAACGAGGAGUACUUGUGGCACCUUAGAGACUAACAAAUUUAUUUGAGCAUAAGCUUUCUCUCAUUAUAGUUAG